Molecule: messenger RNA, 2557 nt
Organism: Owenia fusiformis
Lineage: Eukaryota; Metazoa; Annelida; Polychaeta; Sabellida; Oweniidae
Source: the annotation of a GenBank genome assembly
AUGAAAGAGGAAAGAAACAAAUAUUCAGUUUCAGAGAAGGCCAUGCAGGCCUAUGCGGCACUGGGUGUUGGCUUUGUGUGUAUCAUCGUGGGUUUGCCACUGUGGUGGAAAACAACAGAAGUCUAUAGAGUACAGCUACCAUAUCAUGUAAUAGAUGAGCUAGCAAUGAGCAAGUUGAGUACUACUAUAGAUGUCACUGUGGUGAUCUAUGAGGAGAAUCUCAGUAAAAUAGACCUGGCAAGGUUUGGGGAAGAUCUCAAGAAUUCCUUAAACAAUGGGACAGAAUUUGAAAACUUUAGUAUUGUGUACAAAGGAAAUAUUCGGAAAGCAUAUGAUGAGGAGAGACAAGUUUACGAGGCUGCAAAAACAUUAGAAGAAUUAGAUGCUGCCCUAUACAAAGUUAAGCUUCUGAAAGAAAAUGGCAAAUACUGUAUUGUCAUCCUCCCAUCAACUUCUCCCCUGGCAUCUUCCAAUAUACAUGUGGGCAAACAAAGAACAACUUUUCUGACAGGUGAAAAUGGCUUGUUGUCAGUGUUAGAUGAUUUUACUAGGAUCAUAAAGGAAGUGGGGGCUAGACAGAAGGCGACAAAGGAGAGUAUGCGUGCUGUUCAUACCACCCCAGAAUAUGAGCUUACAUUCUCAUUGCUCAACCCACAGCCUGACAUGCUAGCUGUUGCCUGGCCCAUAGCUGCUGCUGUUGGAGAAUACCUUGAUCCACUAACUGAACAGUUUGCAGACUUUGCUAAGAUGAAUGUGAAAUCUCAAAUCUUGCACUACACUGGCCUCUCAGUUAAGACUAAGAAAGCUGACAAAGGGUCAUACCUAACAGAGGCAGAUCUACCUCAUCUCAUAAACCCAAUUGAAAGUCAGCUUAGUUCACAUAUAUCAAACUAUCCAAAUCUGAACUUCAUAGUUUACAUACCAUCCAGAGACCAAAGCCCCCUGACCAUUCAGCAUAACUCAGGUGAAACUUCAAAAACAAAUGCAUUUCUUAGUCCACAAUGGGGAGGCAUCCUGAUUUACAAUGUGGAGACCCCACAGAAUGUCUCACUUCCUGCUGCAGUUGAGGUUGACAUGAAGCCUGUUAUGCAGGUGUUCCUCGCUCAAUUGAGGCUUAUACUUGGUAUACCUACAGUAGUUGAAAAAGAGAAUAUAAAGUUUGCAAAAGCUGACAAUCAAGUUGUGACACUUUGGGAGUUAGACACAUGGCUGCGAACAAAGACAUUGGAGAAUGUUGCCAUGUCAUCCACAACAUUAAAGUCCCUUGCUCAACUCCUAGAACAGAUACCCAACAUUGUUAUAAAUGAUGAUAUAGGAAUGGAGGUGGAGAAAGCUGUUACCUGUAUACUUAAAAGUCAUAAAAACCUAAUCAGGGGAAAUCUCAGGGAUGCCUUUACAUACUCCAAAGAAGCUCUAAUUGCAUCAGAAAAAGCAUUCUUUGACCAGUCUUUACUGGAGCUGCUGUAUUUCCCAGAAGAUCAAAAAUUUGCAAUCUACAUUCCAUUGUUCCUACCUAUCAGCAUUCCAGUCCUCAUGUCAAUACUGCAAGCUGUUAAAUGGUUCAGAUCUCCAACAAAUAAAGUCACAAAACAGGAAUGAGUUAUGUAGAAAGACUAAGAAACUUUCCAUAUGGGACUUUAAACACUUUAUUUAUCACCAUGAUGGUCCGGUCCUCAGGUCCAUAAUUCAGGCUGUUUAAUAAGACUAAAAAUGUAAUGAAUGUACUAAUAGAGGGGACUUCUGGGUCUGCAAUGUGAUAAAAAAAGAAGGAUGGUAUAAUUUAACAGAUGUUGUAUUAUUUAUUACUUGCUCAAAAUAUCAAAGUAAAGAUAAAUACUGUCACAAACAAACCAGUCUAGACCAAGAUGGAUAUCUCUUUCAUAGUUUUUCACUGAAUUGCCUGUAAGUUUGACAAUCCUUUUCCAAAUUAAUGUGAUAAUAAAUGUAUGUAAUGGAAGAAGGAACUAUAAGAAGAAUACAUUUUUAAGAUUUAUGACAGACAUGAAAAAUGGAUGUCUUCUAACUGCUCAACAAUAAUUUUCCAUUAAAUUAUGUUUGUUAUGUAACUGACUAGAACGGCAUUGUGUCUAGUUCUUGGAAAUCACAUGUAGAUAUUUCCACAAAAAUUAUCAGUAGUAGAGACACUUUACCAUUACAUUUUUCAUGUCAAGAAUUGUUAAUGUAUUACAGUUUUGUAAAAAUGAUUGAAGAGUUGAAAAUGGAAUUUUUCACAUUCUGUAUUUCAAUGUCUAGACUACAAUUAAAUAAUAACUGCAAAUUUUUAGGUGAACCUAAGCAGGUCAAUGUAAAAUUUUCAUAAUUUUCAAUUAUUUUUAAAUGAAGAAUAAUCAGUUUUAACUUGAUUAUAUAGAAUGUAUUGAUUUGUCUUGUACUUUUAUAAAAGACAUGUUUUAGUAUUUCACAAUGUAUAUCUUUUUAGUUUUGUAAAUAAAAGUGGAGAAGUUCAAUUGAAUGUCAAUACUUAUUAUACAUAUACCAACAAUAUAUGCUUUUUUACGUCACAAAUACAUGUAGUAUAAUAAAAAUUGUGAAAAAC